CAAAGAGCUCUGGAAGGGGCUAACCUAAUUUUUGCCAAGCCAGAAAAUUUUCUCCAUAAACUCAAUUUGGCCCUCAAAGAUCUUUUAGAUCUUUUUGAUGUUUCGGCGCUGAUUUCUUGUGUACUCUGAGCGCAGAUUUCAUCGCAGUUGGUGCUCUCGACUCCAUGAAAAUCCUUCUAUUCACAAUUACAUACGUAGACAGUAUAGUGUAUGUAUAUAUAUAUAGAGAGAGAGAGCAAGGAGAUGCUGAUUGUGAAUGGAUCUCGAUUCUAUUCCCUCAUGGAAUCAGUUGCCAAUACACUCACAUAUUCGUUUUGAUGACCUAAUGGGGCUGAUAUGCAAGUCAAUCAAGCACAUCGAAGAGCUUUUCGUUUCAUCUCGAAACUUCAAAACAUGUCUUCAUGAGUCUUUCAACCAUUUCAAACAUGUCUUGAGCAACAUGAAUCAGAACAAUCAUGUUUUACUACCACAACCCCUUGACGUUUGCCGGUGGCGCCACACGGUUGCCGUCCUUGGAACUACCAUUUAGUCCUACCCAACCUUACCCGGCCAUGACCUACCAUACGGACAUUCAUGAUGACGCGUUUUUGCGACGGAAGCAACGCCGGAAUCGAACCACUUUCACCCUUCAGCAAUUAGAGGAGCUGGAAAAGGCCUUCGCGGCCACGCAUUACCCCGAUGUUUUCACUCGAGAGGACCUGGCCAUGAAGAUCGGCCUCACUGAAGCCCGAGUCCAGGUUUGGUUCCAAAACCGGCGUGCCAAAUGGCGGAAAACGGAGAGGCUGAAGGAGAAACAGAAGAACAAGAGGGUGGGCGAGGACGGAAACUCGUUGGAAGGGGAGGGCAACUUCUCUGGGGAUGAGGAGGGAGGCAAAAUCGAUGUGGAAGGAACGGCCGAGAGCCCGAUGGGCGACAUCCCAGGCCAUCACCAUGCCACAAGUCUGGGGAAGGAAAAGGGAUCCCUUGCGUCAAGCUUGUUCUCUAUGGCAGCGUUGAUGCGACCCAAUGUACCUUCGUCAUCUAUGCUGUCCUCGAUUUCGUCAGGCUUGCCGUUGCCCAAUAGUUUGACGGAUGUAGGCUCGUCAGGUUCGGGCUUGAGUGCCAGCAACAUUUUGGCAAACCUGAGCUCCAGCUCUUUCAGACCUAGCUUGGACUUCCCAAGGUUCCAUGGGCAUUUGGGAACCAGUGUGUCCAGUGCUGCAGCCGCAGCUACCCUCUUCCCGUAUUUGAUGACCACUAGCCCAUCAACGGGCCUAGGUUCAAUUUCCUGUGCAACGGCAGACUCCUUGUCAUCCAGAGGCAAUGGUUCACCUUCGCGUCAUUUGCCCCAUUGUUGGUUUCAAAAUGUGAAGGGCCUGUCCGGAAUGCCAUGUCCGUGUUGUCCGGCAUCCCUAUCCAAUCCAAGCUCUCCUUCCAAGGAUAAAAUGGGCUCCCCACCCGUCUCCCAAAACGGACUCCCCACUCCGGACAAUCUCUUUCCCAUGGACCCCUUACCCCCUGGGCAAAUCAUGAACGGGCUGGGCAACCCUGGGUUAGCGGGCUCGGACAGUGCUGCCAAUUUGAGUGCAUCGUCCGACCUAUUUUCAUCAAGUGUUGCUGAGUUGAGAAGAAAGGCCCAGGAGCAUUCGGCAGCUCUGUUUCAUCUGGCUCAGAGCGUGCACCAGAAACAACAAGAUGCCAAAGACCACGAUUCCCCAGAGGCCGCCGAGGUUAAACCCAAGCUGUCGCCCCAGCCUCAGAACCCUAGUCCCAAGCACUGAGCAGCAGUUCCUACACGAGACAACUAACCAUAUUCCGCAUUAUACAUAGAUUUACACUACCAUUGUCCUAGCUUAAACAACAACAUAAAUGGUGUUUGUCUUUCUUUCACUAUUCACGCCUGUGAUCAUAACUUGCUAUCUUUAUUCAUUCAUUCCGAAGUAAAUUGUUAUCAUUGCGAAUAAACCUGAGU
Tigriopus californicus is the source of this 1951-nucleotide messenger RNA. Its product is annotated as homeobox protein aristaless-like. Gene Ontology annotation, biological process: regulation of transcription by RNA polymerase II. The coding region runs from base 456 to 1760 and encodes 434 amino acids. Gene Ontology annotation, molecular function: DNA-binding transcription factor activity, RNA polymerase II-specific; RNA polymerase II transcription regulatory region sequence-specific DNA binding. The transcript has 6 exons. NCBI's taxonomy places the organism in Eukaryota, Metazoa, Arthropoda, Copepoda, Harpacticoida, Harpacticidae. The record is from RefSeq and is a predicted model, not a curated record.